AUGUACUCCCCCGCCAAGCUCUUUGUCGCCAUCAUGGCCUUCACCACCGUCACCGCCGCCAUGCCCGCUCCCGAAAACGCUGACAACCAAAACCUUGAGGCUCGCGGUGGCUGCCUUGGCUACGCCAACUACUCCGCCGUGUCUGCCAAGCCAACUGCUAAGCGGUCUUUGGGGAUAGAGAACUGGAACGUUGCUGUGGACAAAUGGACUAGCGUAAUUCGCAAAGCUCCAUAG
Fusarium keratoplasticum is the source of this 234-nucleotide messenger RNA. RefSeq lists its product as uncharacterized. The coding region runs from base 1 to 234 and encodes 77 amino acids. NCBI's taxonomy places the organism in Eukaryota, Fungi, Ascomycota, Sordariomycetes, Hypocreales, Nectriaceae. The transcript is spliced from 3 exons. The record is from RefSeq and is a predicted model, not a curated record.